Messenger RNA from Prunus persica (peach), 2976 nucleotides. RefSeq lists its product as uncharacterized. The transcript is spliced from 4 exons. NCBI's taxonomy places the organism in Eukaryota, Viridiplantae, Streptophyta, Magnoliopsida, Rosales, Rosaceae. The record is from RefSeq and is a predicted model, not a curated record. Bases 1 to 2976 code for a protein of 991 amino acids.
AUGGACGAACGCGCCGGCAGACGACUCGACGUCCGUGCCCGCUUGGGCCCGCAGGGAAAUGUACAUCAAAGGCUAGGCCCCCAAGGAAGUCAGCUAAACAACCAUCGCCACGAGGAUCGCGAAGAAAGGCGCUCAGCUGUCAACUCACAGAGAAGCGCUCUCGAAAGGCUAGGCCCCCAGGGAGGCCAGUUGGACGACCCUCACAAUGAGGACCAUGAGGAAAGACGCUCCGUUACUCACUCUCGGAGAACCAAUUCUCGUCGACAAGCUACAGAGAAUCUCUCGCAGGCGCAGUCCACCAACACUCCAACUAGGCAGCCCAGGCGAGAAGGUCGACCCUCGGAGGACAACGAGGAAGUCAGUCAAUAUCGUGGAGGUCGCCAACGUAACCGACCAGCAAUGUGCGCAGAAGACGUUGAGAAACUCGUGAAUGACCGACUUCGAGACUUGAAAACCGGAGAAAACUUCGAGGAUUCACUACGUAAGGAGAUGGACCAGGUGAGCUCUACGCCUUUCACCCUCGAUAUCGAGCAGGCCGCUCACCCGAAGCGAUUCUCGACACCCUCAUUCAUACACUUCAAAGGGGAUUCUGAUCCCGAGAGCCACUUAAAACACUUCAAAAGUGUUAUGAUCCUCCACCAGGCUGACGACGCGCUAAUGUGCAAGGUAUUUACGAUAACCUUGCGAGGAGCAGCCCAAGACUGGUUCCACACCCUACCAUCCAGGUCAAUCAGCAGCUUCAAGGAGCUAGCUUACGUCUUCACCAAAGAAUACACCUCUUACCGGACAAUCAAGAAGAACCCUGAUCACCUGUACAACCUGCGCAAGAAGUCUGACGAAUCCCUUCGAGAUUACAUCAAGAGAUUCAAGGCAGAAAAGGCGAACAUUGUAGGAUGUGACGACCGAAUCGCGUCCUCCGCUUUCAAGAAAGGUCUUCCAGCUGAGCACGACUUGUACCGCGAGCUGACUAUCACUCCCAGCCAGACUCUGGCAGAGGUCUACGCGACUGCGGAACGCUACGCGCUCUGGGAUGACGAUCGAAUUGCCGCAAAGAAGUCUACAAAGCAGGAAGAUCAGCCAACUAAGCGGGCAGGCCAAAAAGGCGACGGAUUCAACAACCGAAACAAAGACAAGCGCAGGUCGCACCCACAAGGGGAGGCUACGGCAGGAGAGAACUACACAAAGUUCACCAUCCCCAUACAUCAAAUCUUAGCCCAAGUGAAGAACAAACCUUGGGUAAGAAGACCACCGCCCUUGAAGGGAGAUCCGGACAAGAGGGACACUAGCAAAUACUCGCAUCUUGAGGAACUCGUGAGAGAAGGCCACUGCACUGAAUGCAUUGCGAAGCAGGCCAUCCAACGGAUUGAAGAUCGAGACAUCGCCAAAGAGCCGCCUCAGAAGGUCAUAAGGAUUAACACAAUCCUAGCCGACUCUGAGGAGUCUGGGCUGACCAGCAAGGAAAAGAAGAGGAAGAUCAAACAGGCCACUGUGAUCUCCCAAGUCUCGACCGACCUUCCACUAGCAGGAGACGAUCCUAUGAUCGACUUCCGAAAGAAAGAUCUGAUUGGCCUCGACACGCCGCAUAACGACGCCCUUGUCAUCAGCAUUCAAAUCGCUCAGGCCAUGGUCGACCGAAUCCAUGCAGAUGAGGGCAGCGCAGCCAAUAUCCUACAACUGGCGGUCAUCCAACAGAUGGGCUUGGAGACAAAGAUCAACAAGUUAGCCAGAUCGCUGACUGGCUUUAAUGGUGCAACAGCGGUUACCGUGGGCACGAUAAACCUCGACGUCUACUCCCCACCUGUGGUCAGCUUGCAAACAUUCAUGGUCAUCAAUGAGGUCUCACCCUACAACGGCAUCCUAGGCAGACCAUGGAUUGGCAAGAUCAAUGUCAUCACCUCCGCCACGCAUCAGAAAAUUCGGUACCCAAUCCCUGGGGGCGGUGUCGGCCAAAUCAACAGCGAUAAGCAAUGGCGAGGAAAUCAAUCAAAGCGUCAGGGCCAAGCUGAGGAAAUCCGUCCAGAGGUCUUUCCGGAAGAAGGAUGGAAACCCGAGGAGGACGUCGAGUUAAUACCCUUGGAUCCUGACCAGCCAGACAGGAAAGCGCGGAUCGGCUCGCGCUUAAGCCCAGAAGAGAAGGUGGAGUUUACCACAUUCCUCCAGAGCAACAAAGACAUGUUCGCAUGGUCGCCAUCAGACAUGCCUGGCAUCGACCCAAAAAUCAUCUGUCAUCGACUCCACGUCAACCCCGCGUGCAAGCCAGUGGUGCAGAAGAGACGCAACUUCGCACCCGAGCGAGUCGCUAUCAUCGAAGCCGAGAUUGACAAACUCCUAGUUGCCGGCUUGAUCGAAGAGGUCUCCUACUCAGAAUGGCUUGCCAACAUUGUCUUGGUGGCAAAACAAGAAAAGGGCAAAUGGAGAGUUUGCGUCGACUACACAGACCUCAACAAGGCAUGCCCUAAAGACAACUUCCCAUUGCCGAGAAUCGACCAACUCGUGGAUUCCACUUCUGGCAAUCAGCUGCUCAGCUUCAUGGACGCCUACUCCGGCUAUAACCAAAUCCUGAUGCACGAGGAUGACAAGGCGAAAACUUCUUUCAUCAUCGAGAGAGAUCACAUUGGAAAUCUUGCUGAGUCAUUCAGUUUGCUCCGCCAGUAUCGCAUGAAGUUGAAUCCAAGUAAAUGCACGUUUGGUGUAUCCUCCGGCCGAUUCUUAGGAUACCUAGUCACGCAACGAGGUAUCGAGGCACACCCACGUCAAAUCAAAGCCAUUCUCGAGAUGAAAUCGCCCUCCACGGUGAAGGAAAUACAAAGCCUGACGGGCAGAGCAGCGGCCCUCAACCGACAAGUGCAGACCAUUCUUCAAAGCUUUGAAGAAAGGACAAAGAGACAAAUGGGACGAGGAGUGCGAAGUAGCUUUCCAGAGUCUGAAGACUUACCUCACCUCACCUCCUCUGCUCUCAAAGCCAGUCCCUGGUGA